Penaeus vannamei (Pacific white shrimp) is the source of this 693-nucleotide messenger RNA. The record is from RefSeq and is a predicted model, not a curated record. Lineage: Eukaryota; Metazoa; Arthropoda; Malacostraca; Decapoda; Penaeidae.
UCGCCGAACUAAGGCCGUUACCAUCGCCUCUUAUCAUCGGAGGAAAGAUGCAAAACAGGGGCAGCGUUGAGAGAGGAAGAGCAGCGAAGAGAGAAGAGUAUCGACUGCUUUACCCACUCUGCUUUCCACACUUUCCUGAGGCGACCCGAGGGAGGAAUUUCGACGCUACAGUAGCGAGUUAUCCAACGGCGACUUGUCAGCGACGUGCUUGGCCCGGUCGCGCCCUCCUCCAACAGCUCACCAAGCGGCGCCUCUCGCGGGGAAUCAGGCCAGCCGCCCGGGUCUCAGGGUCCCAGACGCUUGACCAGACAAGGACUUCCCUUCCUCGAGCUCAUUUCCUCGGUGUGAGAGGAAAUGGCCCUGGCUAACGUGCCUCCUUCCUAAGAUAAGUCCGGUCAGCUGACCGAUCAAAAGCUGUGGCUGGCCAGACUUCGCGAGGCUAAGUAGAGAUCCCAGGACAAAGGAGACUAGUGUGACUCUAGCUUUUGGAAAGUCACCCUACGUAGUGGAUCAAAUCUGCCCUUUCGCCAUGGUGCGGCAGCCUAGGUCAAAGCUGACCCCAGUUCAGUUUGAUGGCUCCUCCCACGGGGGCUUGAGACUUGUCCCCCACCGCCUUCGCCCAAAUGAAAGUGAUUGAAAUAGCGACAAAUUGGCAAUAUAAAAGUUAAGGUAAUAGAAACACAUUGCAACAAA